Molecule: messenger RNA, 1008 nt
Organism: Stereum hirsutum FP-91666 SS1
Lineage: Eukaryota; Fungi; Basidiomycota; Agaricomycetes; Russulales; Stereaceae
Exons: 11
Coding region: 1-1008 (335 amino acids)
Source: RefSeq, a predicted model, not a curated record
AUGUCAACAUCAGAACCACAAGAGGUUGCAUUUGCUCAGACACUGUGGUUGAUUAGCAAUUAUGCCAUUCUCUCUGCAAACACAAUGUGGCUCAUGGACUUCUUAUACACCUUGCCCAUGGAAUGGAGGGCAAUUUGGUCAAAGAAUCUAAUGGGAACAUCUAUACUAUUCCUGCUUAACAGAUAUUUAUUUUUUGGCUACAUGAUUAGUGUAUUUAUAGAGAACUUCGACUUGUCAGGUGUAUUAAGUUGUAACUUGAUCUUCCAAAUGCAACAAGCAUUUCAAAUAGCCUCCAUUCAAAUCACCAAUAUCCUCUUCACAUUGAGAGUAUAUGCAAUCUCUGGACAAAAGAAGACUGAUGCCUCAUUGGCCACAGGACUAUCCACAAAGGGAUCCAUCUAUGAAUCAUUGUCACCAUGUGGGUUGUCAAUUCCUGAUGCUAAACUAGAUGCUAUACACAUACAGUCAUGGCAAAGAGAUGCACCGACUGGGACAGCUAAGUAUUGUGCAACUUCUUCUUCGAGAUGGUACAAAGAUCUUGAAUAUCAUAUUUCAGCUAACAAAGCACAUCUAUACCAGCUUUCACCUACAAACUCUGUGUUUCAGGGCCUCAUGGGGCCUUACUUCACAGCGCAAGCAACUUUUGAUUAUGGGAAAGGAGAAGAAAUAUUCAAUGCUGACAAUAAUCAACCUCUUAGUCUACCAAAUUUACUCAUUACCCGACUGGUCCUCAACCUCCGCCUCUUUGACCAGGCACCAAAUGCACCAUCCUCAGGACACCUCCCAGACUUAGACUUUGUUCAAAACCGGAUCCUUGGCAAUAUUGGGGCUCCAUUGGACCAUAGUCAAUGGGACAGCCUCAUGGAUGAAGGAGUUGAGGGAGAGCAGGAUGUAGAGCAGUAUGAUAUAGGGAAUAGAACUGAAAAUGAGGUCAAUACUAUGGUUCCGGUGAUUUAUGGGGAAGAAAGUGAAGCAAUCCAGAUGGUGGCAAUCACAAGGGAUGUUUAA